AUGACCAGGCACUCUGGCUCCCACAGGACCUCCGUUCUGGCGGUACUUCUGUUUUCCCGCCUUAUUUGGAAUCCCACAGUGGGAGGGAACCGUGCGCGCCCAGACCCAGGGAGCCCAGCCUUGCAGCUUGAGGUGUACUUGAUUGUACCGCAGGAGAUAGGAAUUUGCUACCAAGCUGUUUCUUUGAGGUGGAGUGUCCUCUGUGAGGGGGCUUGCAGCUGCCCUUCCUAUGUACAUAAAUACAGUAUUUUCCAUGGUUCUGCCUGCGCUUUAUUUUAUAAUGCCAUGCUUGGGACUGGGAGGGGUCAGCACAUUCAGACAUUAUUUCCUUCUUGA
Rangifer tarandus platyrhynchus (Svalbard reindeer) is the source of this 336-nucleotide messenger RNA. The record is from the annotation of a GenBank genome assembly. Lineage: Eukaryota; Metazoa; Chordata; Mammalia; Artiodactyla; Cervidae.